Molecule: messenger RNA, 801 nt
Organism: Colletotrichum acutatum
Lineage: Eukaryota; Fungi; Ascomycota; Sordariomycetes; Glomerellales; Glomerellaceae
Product: ACN9 family protein
Exons: 4
Coding region: 290-691 (133 amino acids)
Biological process (GO): mitochondrial respiratory chain complex II assembly; succinate metabolic process
Cellular component (GO): mitochondrial intermembrane space; mitochondrion
Source: RefSeq, a predicted model, not a curated record
CGGCCUCAGAAGACACAGUCAGUGCGAACAUACCUACACAGAGACCUGCAGGAAUACCCACGCAUGCAGCUGUCCGAGGGGAAAAUGGCGAUUCGCAUGACGAAAUCCCUAAACACUACUCACCAGUAUCUCGAACAACCAGCAUCGUGGUGACCAUUGCCAUUGGCCCGAAAGCUCAUGAUCAGACUCGAGAUCUAGUGUCCUAAAUUUGAUCGACUUCGCGAUCUUCUACUCACUCAAGUGUCGCAGCCUCCAACCCUACAAACUGCAUCACCGCCAACACGGCAUUAUGCGAUCUGCGUCGAUCUUGAGGAUGGCCUCGGCCUCCGUCUCAAAGGGCAACGGCCUGAGGCCAACGCCGAUGGCCCUCUUACCCCCUAUUCCGCUGUACCGUCGUCUUCUGCGCGCACACCGCAAGCACCUUCCUUCCGAGAUGCGAGUGCUGGGUGAUGAGUACAUCAAGGCCGAGUUUCGUGCCCAUCGCACGGUAGAUAACCCGGCGCACUUGAUCGGUUUCUUGACUGAGUGGCAAUUAUACGCGCAAAAGAUCGAGGGCAACUCGUGGGUUGGCGAGAAGAUUGACCCCGUCAAGGUUGCCAAGAUGAGUGACGAACAAAUCGGCCAGCUUUAUGAGCUGAUGCAGGCAAUCAAAGAACGGCGUGAGUCAGGAGAGGGCGAGGAUCAAUCAUGAUAUCAGUGCCUCAAUGAAGUACCAUCCAAGUCAAUAAUGCGACGGCCGCGACUUGUGCGCGUUUGUAUUACCAACUAUGUAAAUCUACACUUCGAAGAGAGAAAAUGCUU